AUGGCUUCCGGCAGCUGCGCUUGUAAUUACAUCGGCUACACGGCCUCCACUCCCCCAACCUGCCUGGUAAACUGCCACUGCACAACCUGCCGCAAACAAGCCGGCGCACCCUAUCAAACCUGGGCAUUCUUUGCGACUGACGAUAUCCGAUGGCAUGUCAGUCCCACAGAGCGACAGGCAACCCAGGCCGCUACGCGUACCUUCUGUCCCAAAUGCGGUUCGACUCUCAGUAUGCUCCUGCAUCGUGAUCCGAAGAGUAUCGGAAUCGCUGCGGGGACCCUCGACGAGGAGAAGACAAAGAUCCCGCUGCCAAGCCAUCAUAUCUUUCUUAGUGAGAAGGCGUCUUGGUUUGAAUUACCUGAGGGGGAUGGGACGAAGAAGUGGGAUAAGUGGGGGGAAUAUGAGAAGUUGUAG
Molecule: messenger RNA, 414 nt
Organism: Penicillium roqueforti
Lineage: Eukaryota; Fungi; Ascomycota; Eurotiomycetes; Eurotiales; Aspergillaceae
Product: GFA family protein
Exons: 1
Coding region: 1-414 (137 amino acids)
Molecular function (GO): carbon-sulfur lyase activity
Source: RefSeq, a predicted model, not a curated record